This is a messenger RNA of Oryza sativa Japonica Group (Japanese rice), 1308 nucleotides long. The record is from RefSeq and is a predicted model, not a curated record. Lineage: Eukaryota; Viridiplantae; Streptophyta; Magnoliopsida; Poales; Poaceae.
AUGACGAAUCCCACGCGCCGCAAGCACCGUCCGACGACCCGCCAGCGGCGCAAACACCGGCAGAUCAAUCCACCGCAUCCGCCGGCCGCCGCCACCGACGACGCCGCCGCGAUCCCAGAAGCUCCUGCGGUCGCCGCAGCCAUCGGCAUCCCCGACGACGUGUUUUUCUCCCACAUCUUUGUGAACCUCCCCGUGAGAUCCCUCUCGCGUUUCAGGGCGGUCUGCCGCUCGUGGCACGCCGCCGUCGACGACCCCGCCCUGGUCCGCCGCCACCUCGAGCUGUCGCGCGCGAGGCAGCCGCCAACGUCGUCCUUGCUCGCCGUCGCGAGCUCGGAGGAUGUAUGGGACGAAGCGCUCUCCGACUCCGACUCCGAGUCUAUCCCUAACGGCGGCCGGAUCGCACGCCGUAUCAUCCCCACCCACUGCGACGGCCUUGUCGCCGUCGCCACCUGCGGCGGGGCCACGUUCGUGUGCAACCCGGCCACCCAGGAGCUCGUCGUGUUGCCGCCCGGCACCAGCGGCCGCAGCCGCCGCGGCCCGUCCCCAGUGUCUACCGAAUCGACGGCGGCGAUCGGCUUCGAUCCGUGGCGGAACAGGUACGUCGUCGCCAGAUGCUUCUACUACCGCAAGUCCGGCAACCACUAUCCGCCGGUCUACAACGUCGGGCACGAGAUCUUCACGCUCGGCGGCGGCGCCGGCGACGGAUGGCUGGCGGACUGCAGGACCCGCCGCGCGCCAUCAGCCCCGACGGGAGACCCGCCGCCUGCACGCGCGGCGGCGGGGCCUCCUUCUACUGGUUCAUCGACGAGCAUGAGCCGUGCGCGCUGCUGCGGUUCAGCCUGCGGGACGAGGCGUUCGACGUGGUCCCCGUGCCCCCCGGGCUGCACGGGCUUCACGUACGACGACCGCCUGGCGGACCUCGCCGGCGAGCUGUGCUACGUGCAUCGUGUCCGCACGGGGGUUGCCACCCACGAAGUUUGGAUGGCGGCGGCGGCGGUCGACGACGACGAGCCGGAGUGGUGGCUGCGAUACCGAGUGGACCUGUGGGGGUACGCGUGGGGCUUGGUCGCCGGCGAACGCUGGUUCCACAGCUUCGGCGCCACGGCCGGCGAUGACGGCGUGGACGAGGAGGCGACGUUGGUGACCAUGUUGUACAAGGAGCUGUGCUGGCACAGGGAGCGGAGCAAACCGGUGGUGAAAGACGUGAACGUGCGAGGGAGCCGGUACAGCUGUGAGCCGACUCCGACUAUACACCAUGUCAUCCGUUACGUGGAGAGCCUCGUCUCCAUUACAGCACCUAACUACUGA